Nylanderia fulva is the source of this 1158-nucleotide messenger RNA. RefSeq lists its product as uncharacterized. The record is from RefSeq and is a predicted model, not a curated record. Lineage: Eukaryota; Metazoa; Arthropoda; Insecta; Hymenoptera; Formicidae.
AUGUUUGAUCCACUCGGAUGGAUUACGCCUAUCACAGUUACCGCAAAGCUGUUCAUGCAAGAACUGUGGGCCAUACGUCUCGACUGGGACGACGAACUCCCGGAAGAUUUAAAGUCACGAUGGACAAGCUACGUCGCUCAACUCACAUGCAUCUCUCGUCUCGCUAUCUCGCGUUGGUUUGGAACAAGUGCUUCGAAUCUCGCCGUGGAAGUGCACGGUUUCGCGGACGCAUCUCAAAGUGCACUCGCCGCGGUCGUUUAUCUCCGCGUUCUCAGUGACAUCGACGACGCUCAAAUAAAACUCAUUUGCUCAAAGACUAAAGUUGCCCCUCUCAAACGAAUGACUAUACCGCGUCUCGAACUCUCAGCCGCAGUGCUGCUCGUGCGUCAAGUUCUCAAAAUUCGCGAAGUGCUUGAACUACAAACCGCGCCAACCCAUCUCUGGACCGAUUCGACGGUCGCUCUUACGUGGAUCAAAAGUCAUCCAUCCCGGUGGAAAGACUUCGUACGGAAUCGUGUCUCCUUUAUUCAAGAGCUCUCAAACUCUAGAUGGCAUCACGUCUCCGGGAAGGAGAAUCCCGCUGAUCUAGCAUCACAAGGCGUGACUCCUCAACGUCUUCAACAAAACGAACUCUGGUGGACCGGUCCUCAUUGGUUACAUACGCAUUCGACAUCUUGGCCGUCUUCAAUUCCGAUUCUCGAGUCUACGGACAACCUUGAAGAACGGCCUCCGCAGUGUACAACUGCAUUGGAAAAUCAUGAACAUAAACUUUCGAUGCUCGAUCGAUACUCAUCGCUGACGACCCUCAUCAGAACUACCGCCUGGGUCAAGCGUGCUCUUCAACUCUUUCGGAAAUCUGUCGCAUCACGCUCAUCUCACGAGCCUCUCACCGUCGAAGAGUUAGAAUCAGCGCUAAUGCUGUGGGUUAAACUCACGCAGCAAAUGUACUUCUCAUCCGAAAUCAAAACCUUGAAGAGCCAACGAUCACUCUCAACCUCGAGCUCUCUCUAUCGUCUAACGCCAUUCCUCGACAGCGAAGGACUUUUGCGUUUACGCGGACGUUUAUUCCGGUCACAACUAGAUCCAGAAGAAAAACAUCCUCUGAUCUUACCUCGAAAAUGUCGCUUAUCCAUUCUCGUGAUGGAUUAUCAUCAUUGA